Molecule: messenger RNA, 4009 nt
Organism: Ficedula albicollis (Collared flycatcher)
Lineage: Eukaryota; Metazoa; Chordata; Aves; Passeriformes; Muscicapidae
Gene: PDZRN3
Product: PDZ domain containing ring finger 3
Exons: 11
Coding region: 11-3157 (1048 amino acids)
Biological process (GO): neuromuscular junction development; protein ubiquitination
Cellular component (GO): neuromuscular junction
Molecular function (GO): ubiquitin protein ligase activity; protein binding; zinc ion binding
Source: RefSeq, a predicted model, not a curated record
CGGAAGGAGGAUGGGGUUCGAGCUGGAUCGCUUCAGUGGGGAGGUGGAUCCCGACUUCAAGUGCAACCUGUGCAACAAGGUGCUGGAGGACCCGCUGACCACCCCGUGCGGACACGUCUUCUGCGCGGGCUGCGUGCUGCCCUGGGUGGUGCAGCAGGGCAGCUGCCCCGUCAACUGCCAGCGCAUCUCCACCAAGGAGCUCAACCACGUCCUGCCCCUCAAGAGCCUCAUCCUCAAGCUGGACAUCAAGUGCGACAACCACGCGCGGGGCUGCGAGGCGGUGGUGCCGCUGCAGCACCUGGGCGAGCACGCCGAGACCUGCGACUUCUCUCCGGCCAAGUGCCGCAACCGCGGCUGCCGCCAGGUGCUGAACCUGCGGGACGUGGAGGCGCACAUGCGGGAGCGCUGCGAGGCGCGGCCCGCGGGGCUGUGCGAGCAGGGCUGCGGGCUGGUGCUGACCCACGGCGAGCGCCGCGCCGGCGGCCACGGCUGCCUGCGGGGGGGGGGGGGGGGGGGGGGGGGGGGGGGGGGGGGGGGGGGGGGGGGGGGGGGGGGGGGGGGGGGGGGGGUGUCGCGGCUGGCGGCCGCGCAGCUGGAGCUGCAGGUGACGGCGCUGCGCUACCAGAAGCGCUUCACGCAGUACAGCGCCCGGCUGGAUGCGCUGGCCCGAGCCCGCGCAGCCUCCCCCGGCAAGGGUGAAGAAACUAAAGCACUGACUCUGGUCCUUCAUCGGGACUCUGGAUCUCUUGGAUUUAAUAUUAUUGGUGGCCGGCCGUGCGUGGACAAUCAGGAUGGAUCAUCCAGCGAAGGAAUUUUUGUAUCCAAAAUAGUUGACUCUGGGCCUGCUGCUAAGGAAGGAGGGCUGCAAAUCCACGACAGGAUUAUGGAGGUCAAUGGGAAGGAUUUAUCCAAGGCCACGCACGAGCAGGCGGUGGAGGCGUUCAAGACAGCCAAGGAGCCCAUCGUGGUGCAGGUGCUGAGGAGAGCCCCUCGCCCCAAGGCUUUCCCCAGCGCCCAGGAGCCGCAGCUGGUGGAUGUGGGCACCCAGACCGACAUCACCUUCGAGCACAUCAUGGCCCUGAGCAAGAUGGGCUCGCCCGGCGCCCCCGGCCCCGUGCUCGAGCCCUACCUGCUGCCCGCAGACCAUCCAUCCGUGCAUGAAUACUAUGACCCAAAUGACUACAUGGGAGGAAUUCAUCAAGAAAUGGACCGGGAUGAGUUGGAAUUAGAGGAAGUGGAUUUACACAGAGUGAACAGCCAGGACAAGCUUGGCCUCACUGUCUGUUACAGAACAGAUGAUGAAGAUGACAUGGGUAUUUAUGUGAGUGAGAUUGAUCCCAACAGCAUCGCCGCGAAGGACGGGCGGCUGCGGGAAGGGGAUCGCAUCAUCCAGAUCAAUGGCAUCGAGGUGCAGAACCGAGAGGAAGCUGUGGCACUUCUCUCCAGUGAGGAGAGCAAGAAUAUCUCCUUACUUGUGGCAAGACCAGAAAUUCAGCUGGAUGAAGGAUGGAUGGAUGAUGACAGAAACGAUUUUCUGGAUGACUUGCACAUGGACAUGUUAGAGGAACAGCACCACCAGGCAAUGCAAUUUACUGCCAGCAUGCUUCAGCAGAAGAAGCACGAGGAGGAUGGAGGCACCACAGACACGGCCACUAUUUUGUCCAACCAGCACGAGAAGGACAGCGGCGUGGGGCGCACGGACGACAGCACGCGCAACGACGAGAGCUCCGAGCAGGAGAACAACGGGGACGAUCACACCACCUCCUCCAACACCCUGGGCAGCCAGAAGAAGCUGACCUACAGCCACGACACCCUGGGGAGCGGGGAGAUGCAGUUCAGCAACGAGUCCUUCAUCUCAGCCGACUGCACCGACGUCGACUUCCUCGGCAUCCCCGUGGACGAGUGCGAGCGGUUCCGGGAGCUGCUGGAGCUGAAGUGCCAGGUGAAGUCUGCCAACCCCUACGGCCUGUACUACCACAACAGCAGCCUGGAGAUGAGCAAGAGCGACCAGGAGAGCGUCGACAGAGAGCUGGAGAUGCUCAACGAGGAGCUGCGCAACAUCGAGCUGGAGUGCCUGAACAUCGUGCGAGCCCACAAGAUGCAGCAGCUGAAGGAGCAGUACCGGGAGCCCUGGAUGCUGCACAACAGCGGCUUCAGAAACUACAACACGAGCAUCGACGCGCGCCGGCACGAGCUGUCGGACAUCACCGAGCUGCCCGAGAAGUCCGACAAGGACAGCUCGAGCGCCUACAACACGGGCGAGAGCUGCCGCAGCACCCCGCUCACGCUGGAGAUGUCCCCCGACAACUCCCUGCGCAGAACUGCGGAAGGCGGUAGCUGCCAAGGGAACGAGGGGGCAGCGGCCUAUAGCGCCUCCCAAAAGAGUUUGUUUGGCGGCUCGGAGAGCCGUGAAUCCGGCGCUGGUAAAUGCCACGCCGCCGCUAAAGAUCCUGAGCUUGGCAAGCAGCUGGAGAGCAAGGAGAGAAAAGGCAGCGACGGCAGCAAAAGCCCCACUCAGGGCCAGAAAGGCUCGGGCUCCUUCGUGUCCCCCUACCACCACUCUCCGUACAAACACGCUCACAUCCCUGCCCACGCCCAGCACUACCAGAGCUACAUGCAGCUGAUCCAGCAGAAAUCCGCCGUGGAGUACGCGCAGAGCCAGAUGAGCCUGGUCAGCAUGUGCAAGGACUUGGGCCAGAGCGAGCCCAGGAUGGAGUGGAAGGUCAAGGUCAGGAGCGACGGGACGCGCUACAUCACCAAGAGGCCGGUGAGGGACAGGCUGCUGAGGGAACGCGCCAUCAAGAUCAAGGAGGAGCGCAGCGGCAUGACCACGGAUGACGACGCCAUCAGCGAGAUGAAGAUGGGCCGGUACUGGAGCAAGGAGGAGAGGAAGCAGCACUUGGUGAAAGCCAAGGAGCAGAGGAGGCGGCGGGAGUUCAUGAUGCAGAGCAGGUUAGAGUGCUUAAAGGAGCAGCAAGGCGCGGAGGAGAAGAAGGAGAUGAACAUCAUUGAACUGAGCCACAAAAAAAUGAUGAAGAAGAGGAAUAAAAAGAUAUUUGACAAUUGGAUGACAAUCCAGGAACUGCUAACCCAUGGAACAAAGUCACCGGACGGCACGCGGGUGUACAAUUCCUUCCUGUCAGUGACUACUGUAUAAUCGAUCCCCAGGGCUCACUUAUGUACAUAAAACACUACCAGUGGGGUAGGAAUCAAUGCCUCGUUCAAGGUGGCAAGAUUUUUGUAUAUAAGAUACAGUCACUGAGUUUAUAGUUCAAAUACUGAACUCUACAGCCGUGGGUGCCAGGAUCUCCAUUCUGCAGUGGAGAGGAAGCUUGCCCAUCUCCUUCAAAGGCAAUAUUAGCAGUGCUUUUUGGAAUACUGAUUGUACUUUUUUACUUGUUACCUUUUACAUGAAGUGUUUAAAUAUCAGAAAUGUAUUAACCAUACUUACACAGGUAAUUUACCUAAACUAUAUUCAUAUUAAAAGGUACCCGUGCUUUUCUUUACAUAAAAAAAAAAUGCAAGAAACCCACAAGAGCAACUGCACAUAUGUAUUUUUUUUGGUGAAACCAUAUUUUGUGAUAUUAUUUUGCUGUUGUUCACUUCUACACAGAGUGCUGUUUAUCAAUACUUAGCUCAAGGUUUAAGCUCAGAAUUAGAAUCAUUCUCUUGUAAUAUCUAACAUUUAUCAAACAGCAGUUUUUAGAGUUAUGCUCAACAUUUAAACAUUUUUCUCUUUAAGGUUUCUGAAGGAAGUGUAGAGGUUUCAUCUGAAAAGCCUGAGGCAAAGUACACUAUUAUGCAGCUUUAAAGGAUUUUAAAGCAUGUUUGCAAAUGUUGCAACCUAUUGAAGAAACGUGCAUGUACAGCUAAUUUGUUUAUAUAAGACAGUUUGUGGAAUUUGAAAAGCCCAUGGUAGUAACUGUUUGCUUUAUAGAUUUGAAUGUAUUGAAUUAUAAAAGCAGUUUCAUGAAAUCAUCAUUAGCUACAAACGUUAACAAGUAAAAUG